AUGUGGGAAUUGUUUGCCCUCACAAUCCUCCCCUUAAACCAAGAUCACCAGACCAAGACCACAUGUCCACCCCUUGUUACAGGUCACCAGGUCACCACAGGUCUUGAUCGAGCUCACGCAAAGACAUUAGAGAACUUGCAAGCACAAACCACCGUUGAAGUAAUCCUAGCACUCCUUGACCGAAUGCUACUGGAUCACCAAGCAUUGAAAUUGAAAUGCAUUCUUAUUCAGCAAAAAGUGUUUAAGGCUGUUGAUGGUUCUUUGCCUGAUGACACUCCUCAAGAAAAACUGGAUGAGAUGAAUGAGUUGGCUAGAGCUGCUAUUGUACUCAAUCUGUCUGAUUUUGUAAUUAGGAAAAUUGAUCAUAUUGAGUCCGCUUCUGAAAUGUGGAAACACCUUGAUACUUUGUUUACUGAAACUUCUAUGUCUUCAAGGAUGCACUUGCUCGAAAAUUUGUUCAAAUUUAAGCUUGACUUGUCCAAGGAUAUUGAUGAUAAUGUGCAUAGAUUUCAGAAGCUUGUGCAGAAUAUUAAAAGAUCUGGUGAUAAAACUAUUGAUGAAUACACUAGUAUUGCUCUAAUAAAUGUCAUGCCUGAUUCUUACAGUGAUGUGAAAGCUGUCAUUAAGUAUGGCAGAGACUUUGCCCCUCUGGACUUGAUUAUUAGCUCCCUAAAAUCUAAAGAACUUGAAUUAAGGGAAAUGGCUGAUGAUAAAAAUGCUUUUAACAAGGCUCUGAUACCACUGUUGGGAAUCGGCGGUGCAUACUCGAAUUCCACAUUGGUAUGA
Salvia splendens (bonfire salvia) is the source of this 786-nucleotide messenger RNA. RefSeq lists its product as uncharacterized. Bases 1 to 786 code for a protein of 261 amino acids. The record is from RefSeq and is a predicted model, not a curated record. NCBI's taxonomy places the organism in Eukaryota, Viridiplantae, Streptophyta, Magnoliopsida, Lamiales, Lamiaceae. The transcript has 2 exons.